Podarcis muralis (Common wall lizard) is the source of this 4279-nucleotide messenger RNA. RefSeq names its product calcium binding and coiled-coil domain 1 (gene CALCOCO1). Gene Ontology annotation, molecular function: transcription coactivator activity. Gene Ontology annotation, biological process: positive regulation of transcription by RNA polymerase II. Lineage: Eukaryota; Metazoa; Chordata; Lepidosauria; Squamata; Lacertidae. The record is from RefSeq and is a predicted model, not a curated record.
ACGUGGCUACUUUCUCUCCUCCUCGCCUUUCCUUUGCUGCUCGGAAAGCGGAUGGCUCAAACGGACUCGGGGUGCAGUGGGGCUCAAUCCUCUAUUCCAGGAGCUUUUUAAUCCCCCCCCGCACUUCCUGCGAAUGCUGUGAGCAAAACAAUAUCCGCCGAGAUGGAAGAAGUACAGUCCCAACCUGGCGUGGCUUUUCUGAAUGUGACCUCGAGCUACGUGCCCCACACCAAGGUGGAGUGUCACUACAGCCUGCCGCCUGGCAUGAAACCAUCCGCCAGAGACUGGAUUGGGAUAUUUAAGGUGGAGUCCUCUUCAGUGCGUGAUUAUUAUACCUUUGUGUGGUGCACAGUUCCAGAUGGAGGAGCUUCCGCAGGAGCCCUUCUUCACUGUAAUGUUCAGUUCCAAGCCAGCUACCUGCCCAAGCCAGGCCCACAGCAGUACCAGUUCCGCUACGUGGAUCGCCGUGGGGAGGUGCGUGGUCAAAGCUCCCCUUUCCAGUUCAGCGAGCCGCGGCCCAUGGAUGAGCUCGUCACUCUGGAGGAGGCGAGCGAUGACGGUGGGGGCACCGACAUGUUGCUGGUGGUUCCCAAGGCCGCCCUGCUGGAGACACAGUUGGAAGAGAGCCGGCAGGAGCAAGGAGCCCUGCUGCAGGAGUCGUGCCGCCUGAAGGAUGAGGUUCAAGAGCUGAGAAGCCGUGUGGCGGAGCUGGAAGCAGUCCUGGGCACGCUUCGGGAUGAACACACCAAGCUGGCUGCACAGUACAAGGAAUUAUCGAAUUCUUUUGCGGAAGUAUCCGAGCAGAGAGAUACACUAAGCCUCCAGGAAGCUGAGCACGUGGCCCGAAUCCGAGAGCUGGAGGGUGACAUCCAGGCCAUGGGUGAGAAGAUGCUGCAAAGAGAGACGGAGUUAGACAGAAUGAAAGAUACUGUCAAGUCUCUGCUGCGUGAACAGGAGCAGAUUCACAACCAGCUCAAAGAGGAGAAUGCAGAGAAGGAGCAGUACCAGGUAAAGCUGCAGGCCUCAGAAGAGGAGAGCCGCAGCCUGGCCUCUGAUCUGCAGGAAGCGAAGACCCUCCAUGGGGAGAAGGUCUCACAGACUCUGGGGCUGCAGGAGGACAUCAGCAAAUUGCAGCAGAAGCUGACGGCUGCUAAUCGCCGCACCGUGCAGAUGGAGUCUCUGUGCGAACAGCUGCGCUCCACGCAGGACGUUCUGGCUGCCAGCCAGCAGAAAGUGGCUCUCUUGGGGGAAGAGUUGGCCAGCGUCGCCUCCAUCCGGGACCGCACCAUCUCCGAUCUGCACAAGAGCCGCCUGGAGGCAGCUGAGAUCAACAUCAAGCUGGCUGACAUGACUCUCAAGUGGAAAGAGGGCAAAGGCCAGUGGUGGAAGGAGAAGGCCACACUGCUGCAGAGCAUGGAGGCAGAGAAGGACAAGAUCCUGAAGCUGAGCGCCGAAGUGCUGCGCUUGGAGAAGAGCCUGCAAGAAGAGCGGGCACAGCGCCAGGUCUUGCGUUUGGAGUUGGCACAGGAACGUGACUCCAGUCUGGUGCAGGUCUCUGAGAGCCGCCGGGAGCUGCGAGAGCUGCGAGCUGCGCUUCAGGUUGCCCAGAAGGAGAAAGAGCAGCUCCAGGCCGAAAAGCAGGAGCUGCUGGUAUACAUACGACGCCUUGAGGAGCGUCUGGAGAAAGUGGCCGACGAGAAAUGGAGUGAAUCUAUUCUCUGCGAUGAAGAGGAGGCAGCGCCAGAGACUCCUGGCUCCCUGGACUCGCCGCUGUCCGACUCUGAGGAUGAGUGUCCCGAGGACAUGCGCCUGCCUGCGCAGCUCGGGUCCUACAGUUUGUGUGACAACCGGGCAGCUACUACCACUCCGCCUUGUGCCCGGGGACCCGCUCACACCGUGGUGAUCAGCCAGCCGGCACCCAUUGCCAAUCAGAUCAAGCAGCCGCCCGAGGAUUCCAGUUCCGACUCGGAGGCUGAGGACGAGAAGGCAGUGCUGAUGGCAGCUGCCCAGAGCGGUGGCGAAGAAACCAACCUGCUCCUUCCAGAGCUGGGCAGCGGCUUCUAUGAAGUGGCCAGUGGCCUGACAGGGCGGCAGAUGUCGGAGCCGGGGGCUUGCGGCAUGGGGGUCUCUCCCUUAGACCUGCCCUCGCCGGCCCAUUGGAAGGAGUGCCCCAUCUGCCACGAGCGCUUCCCGCCCGAGAGCGACAAGGAAACGUUGGAUACACAUGUUGACGGGCACUUCUUUUUCAGCACCCAUGACCCCUUCACCUUUGAGUAACCGUUUCUCCCCCCCCCCCGAACCCCCUUCCUCCCAACCACCACCAUGCCCCUUCUGUUUUCCCCUCUCUCUUCCAUGGGAUCCAGGCUGGGUAUAUAUUCCCUCCCUUCUCCCUUGAUAGUGAGAUUGCUAUGAGGAAUGCUUUGCCCCAGGAAGGGUAGCUUCAGCUGCUAGGUGGUAGCAAGGGACUCCCAACUUCCUGGGACGCCCUCUCCACAGUCAGAGUCAACUUGCAUUAGGAGCAGCAAAGUUAGUUAUGUACACACACACACACACACACACACACCUAUAUGUGCACACAUUAAGCCAAGCUGAGUGUCAGUGACUGAGAGCUCAGAAGUUAAGAGCGUGUCUUCAUGGCACCCAGGGUAGGCACAUGUGUGCUGGGGGGGGUAGAACGUGCCAGCCUCGCCGCCAAUGCAACGCCAGCCCCGAUGAUCCCAGCCUUGCAGAGUGGCUCAGGGAGGGUGGUGUGAGAAAGUCACAACAGCCUUGCACCUCUUGAUCCCAGGCUCACCCUCGCUUUGCAAGACUGGGACCGAAGAGCACAUGGCUGUUGUGUCCUUCUCAUGCCACCCUGCCAGUGCGGGCUGGAGGGGCAGCAUGGGGAGGGCGCAGCGGGGCAGGCAGGCGCCCUUUGGUGCAUGCCCGUUGUGCCCUCCUGAUGCCCUGCCAACCCUCUGCUGUUUUGUGAGGCUGGGAUAUGGGAGCAGACCCGCAAAGCAGCACAGGGCUGGCAGGGGCAAAUUGCACCCUCCAAAAAACGGCACCCAGGGCAACGGCACCCCUUGCCCCCCCCCACGCUACACCUCAUGAGACCCUGUUUACUCACAGCCAGUUAUCCAGCGAAGGCAAGCGAGUUUGGAAAAGGCCGUCAAUCCCUGGCAAACUCAGAGGCCUCUUGACUCUCCUCCUCUUGCUCAUCCUGGCGAAACCAUAACAAAGGGGUAGUUGACAUGGCAUCGCCCAUUGGACUCCAACUCCCAUCAGCCCCGGCCAGCCUGGCCAGUGAUGAAGGGUGAUGGGAAUUACAGUAACAGCGAUAGCUAGAAGGCACCGCAUUGGCUGCCCCCACCCAAAACAGGCCUUGCGAACGGUUGCCACCUUUUGGUGGGCAGAGCUCUCCGUUCAGCGGAGAUUCACUGCAACCUCAGCGAAAGGGUGUCCUGUGAUUCUUUGUUCAUGCAACAUGGGUUGCUUGUUCUUUUAACCACAGAACACUCUUAAAAUGGUAAGCACAGCCUCAUAGUGUUGGGCAGUUCACACAUGAAUCGCCCGUUCGCGAAGGUGGUGCUAUCAUCCUCACAUCCUUUUGCAGUUGUAGCCUGGGGACAGAAGAGUCACUGGGACACGUGGCAUUUUGGUAUUCCACUCUGAGCACCAGAAUGCCAAAAGUUCACAAUCAUGCAUGGUGACACACGCACACGGGUGGGUUUCUCACUCAAAGUCCAUUCGCUCCAGCUGUUGGCCCUGGUAGCGUAGGAAGCAACACGGGUCAAGUUGUUCAGGAAAACCCAAAACACAUUUUAAGAAUUAUUGAACUGCUAAGCCCCAUGGGCGCCAUGACUGCGAUCCCUGCACUGAUAAGCUUUGGCCAUGAGUUUGAAGCAUACUGUAUACAUGGUGGUAAAGGGAUUCAUAGCACACCCACAAGUACACAUAACAUGCACCCGUCUUAAGACCCUUGAUGGGGUCUGGACCUGUACCAUCCUUCCCACACACUUGAGAUCUCAGUCAGAGGCCCUCUUGGGGAGUCCACACCUUAGCUCUGUCUCCUCUGUAGCAGCUUCAUGCCUUUGGAACUCCCUCCCACUAGAACUGUGGCAUGCCGCAGGGUUUUGCAGAAGGCCUCUGAACCUGUUUUGCAUUGGCAGCCUUCCCCGAAUAAUGUUGCCCCUUUUGUUGGAUCGAAGCUGGAAUGUUACGGAGGUUUUGAGUGUGCUUUAUCUUUUCUUUUUCUUUUUUUUGUAACACUGGUUAUAUAUAAAUAUAUAUAGUUGCA